Molecule: messenger RNA, 1920 nt
Organism: Camelus dromedarius (Arabian camel)
Lineage: Eukaryota; Metazoa; Chordata; Mammalia; Artiodactyla; Camelidae
Product: BUB3-interacting and GLEBS motif-containing protein ZNF207-like
Biological process (GO): mitotic spindle assembly checkpoint signaling; attachment of spindle microtubules to kinetochore; mitotic spindle assembly
Cellular component (GO): kinetochore; nucleus; spindle matrix
Molecular function (GO): microtubule binding
Source: RefSeq, a predicted model, not a curated record
CUGCUAUUGGGGAAGGGGUUUCCUUUUGGGGUGAUGAAAAUGUCUUGCAACUAGACAGAUGUGAUGAAUGUGGACCAUGGGUGUACUAAAUGCCAGGGAACUAUAGACUUUCAAAGAGUUAAUGGUUAGGUUUUUUCUGUGGGACGCGGUGGUGGCGGUUGGAUGGGAGGAGUGAGUGAAUUUCGACUCGUUUUUUCUGCUUGUUUUAUCCUCCUUUUUUUUUUUUUUUCGGUAGAGGGCAGUUAUGGGACGCAAGAAGAAGAAGCAGCUGAAGCCGUGGUGCUGGUAUUGUAAUAGAGAUUUUGAUGAUGAGAAGAUCCUUAUACAGCACCAAAAAGCAAAGCAUUUUAAAUGCCAUAUAUGUCAUAAGAAAUUGUAUACAGGACCUGGCUUAGCUAUUCAUUGCAUGCAGGUGCAUAAAGAGACAAUAGAUGCUGUGCCAAAUGCAAUACCUGGGAGAACAGACAUAGAACUGGAAAUAUAUGGUAUGGAAGGUAUUCCAGAAAAAGACAUGGAUGAACGAAGAAGACUUCUUGAGCAAAAAACACAAGCAGAGAGUCAAAAAAAGAAACAGCAAGAUGAUUCUGAUGAAUAUGAUGAUGAUGACUCUGCAGCUUCAACUUCAUUUCAACCACAGCCAGUUCAACCUCAGCAAGGUUAUAUCCCCCCAAUGGCACAACCAGGACUACCACCAGUUCCGGGAGCACCAGGAAUGCCUCCAGGCAUACCUCCAUUAAUGCCAGGUGUUCCUCCUCUGAUGCCAGGAAUGCCACCAGUUAUGCCAGGCAUGCCACCUGGAUUGCAUCAUCAGAGAAAAUACGCCCAGUCAUUUUGCGGUGAAAAUAUAAUGAUGCCAAUGGGUGGAAUGAUGCCACCUGGACCAGGAAUACCACCACUGAUGCCUGGUAUGCCACCAGGUAUGCCACCUCCUGUUCCACGUCCUGGAAUUCCUCCAAUGACUCAAGCUCAGGCUGUUUCAGCACCAGGUAUUCUUAACAGACCACCUGCACCAACAGCAACAGUUCCUGCUCCGCAGCCUCCAGUUACUAAGCCUCUUUUCCCCAGUGCAGGACAGAUGGGGACACCUGUAACAAGCUCAAGUACAGCUUCAUCCAAUUCAGAAAGUCUGUCUGCAUCUUCUAAAGCUCUGUUUCCUAGCACAGCACAAGCUCAGGCAGCUGUCCAAGGACCUGUUGGUACAGAUUUCAAGCCCUUAAAUAGUACCCCUGCAACAACUACAGAACCCCCAAAGCCUACAUUCCCUGCAUAUACACAGCCUACAGCUUCAACCACUAGUACAACAUAUAGCCCUGCAGCUAAACCAGCAGCUUCAAUAACAAGUAAGCCUGUUACACUUACGACAACCAGUGCAACCAGUAAGUUGAUCCAUCCAGAUGAGGAUAUAUCGCUGGAAGAGAGAAGGGCACAGUUACCUAAACAUCAACGUAAUCUUCCUCGACCAGGACAGGCUCCCAUUGGUAAUCCACCCGUUGGACCAAUUGGAGGUAUGAUGCCACCACAGCCAGGCAUCCCACAGCAGCAAGGAAUGAGACCCCCAAUGCUGCCUCAUGGUCAGUAUGGUGGUCAUCAUCAAGGCAUGCCAGGUUACCUUCCUGGUGCAAUGCCUCCGUAUGGGCAGGGACCGCCAAUGGUGCCCCCUUACCAAGGUGGGCCUCCUCGACCUCCGAUGGGAAUGAGACCUCCCGUAAUGUCGCAAGGUGGCCAUUACUGAUCUUACUUCAUCCAGCCUAACAGGUUUGGAGAUUAAACCUUUUCUCAACUUGUGCUGUUUAUAUAGCCAAGCUUCCGUCAAUAAGGCUUCAUUGUGACUUUAACACAUAUUAUCUUCCCACAUACCAGGAACUAUUGGACAUUUAUUUUACAUGGGAAAAAUUAUUUGGAAUAAUAAAGCAGGAACUU